This is a messenger RNA of Ostreococcus tauri, 564 nucleotides long. RefSeq names its product Chaperonin-like RbcX. Gene Ontology annotation, molecular function: protein folding chaperone. The record is from RefSeq and is a predicted model, not a curated record. Bases 1 to 564 code for a protein of 187 amino acids. The transcript has 2 exons. NCBI's taxonomy places the organism in Eukaryota, Viridiplantae, Chlorophyta, Mamiellophyceae, Mamiellales, Bathycoccaceae. Gene Ontology annotation, biological process: ribulose bisphosphate carboxylase complex assembly.
AUGCGCGCGCUCGCGCGCACCCCGUCCAUCCCCGCGUUCGCGCGCGCGCGAUGCACCGCGAGCGCGCGCGACAGACGCGCCGUCGUUCGCCGAGGCGAUCUCGGCGGGAGUUACGGCGACACGUUCAACGACGUGGACUCGGUGUUGAUGAAUUAUUUCACCUUUCGAGCGCUCAAGGAGACGCUGGCGCAGAUACAAGAGACGGAUCUCUCGCCCGGUAAGGGUGAGUACAAGUGGCUGUAUAACUUCGCCGCGACGGAGUAUCAGAAUAGAGGGGAUGAAUUCGUGAAGAAGUUGUUCGCGGAGGGACGGAGCGAUCACGCGCAGAGGAUAUUGGCGCAGCGCGUGGUGCUCAUGCGACGUUGGAGGAGUUACUUCAACCGAGGACUCGGCGGGGAGAAGGCGCAGGAGAAGUUUGAGCGAACCAACUUGGACAUCUUGCGAGCGACGUUGGUUUGUUCGUUGGAAAGAUCCACGGAUGAAUCGCUCGCGGAAGAUCCGGAUUGCGCCGAUCCGGACAUGUUGUAUAACAGGAUUUUAAAGGAAAACGAAGAUGACAGUUGA